AAUGGUGGAAGAGCAAGCUACUGACAGCCUUUUUAUCGCCUUCUAGCCGCCGCUUCUCUUCUCGCGGAGCGUUUGGUUUUGAUAUAAAUUCAUGAUCGUUUUGCAUUUGAAGUCGCCACCAUGCGAGCUCAAAUUGAAGUGAUACCUUGCAAGAUCUGUGGUGAUAAGUCCUCAGGGAUCCACUAUGGAGUCAUCACUUGCGAAGGUUGUAAGGGAUUCUUUAGGAGGAGUCAGCAAAACAAUGCCUCUUACUCCUGUCCACGACAGAGAAACUGUUUAAUUGAUCGGACUAAUAGGAAUCGAUGUCAGCAUUGUCGACUGCAGAAGUGUCUUGCCCUUGGAAUGUCUCGUGAUGCUGUAAAAUUUGGGAGAAUGUCCAAGAAGCAGCGUGACAGUUUGUACGCUGAGGUCCAGAAGCACCAACAGAGGCUGCAAGAGCAGCGGCAGCAGCAGAGCGGUGAGGCAGAAGCUCUUGCCCGUGUCUACACCAACAGCAUCAGCAAUGGCUUGACAGACCUGAACAACGAAAUUGGUGGCACUUACGCAAAUGGACAUGUAAUCGAUCUGCCAAAAGUACAAUCUGAGGGAGCUAAUGGAUAUUACAGUGUAGAUUCUGCUCAACCAUCACCGGAUCAGUCCGGAAUAGACAUGGCUGGAAUCAAGCUAAAACAAGAGCCUAUUUAUGAACUCACACCUGUACCAAACUUGUUUACGUAUAGCUCUUUUACAAAUGGUCAACUGGCUCCUGGAGUAACAAUGACUGAAAUAGAUCGUAUCGCACAGAAUAUUAUAAAGUCCCACUUGGAAACAUGUCAGUAUACGGUGGAGGAACUUCAGCAGUUGGCAUGGCAGACGCACACAUAUGAAGAAAUUAAAGUUUACCAAAACAAGGUGAGGGAAGUCAUAUGGCAGCAGUGUGCAAUUCAGGUCACGCAUGCAAUUCAGUACGUAGUCGAGUUUGCCAAACGCAUUACAGGGUUUAUGGACUUGUGUCAGAAUGAUCAAAUUCUCCUUCUUAAAUCAGGGUGCUUGGAGGUGGUGUUGGUCAGAAUGUGCCGUGCCUUUAACCCACUCAACAACACAGUGCUUUUUGAGGGAAAAUAUGGAGGCAUGCAAAUAUUCAAAGCUCUCGGAUGUGAUGAUCUAGUGAGUGCUGUCUUUGACUUUGCUAAGAGUUUAUGCUCCCUUCAGCUGACUGAGGAAGAAAUAGCUCUUUUCUCAGCUGCCGUUCUGAUAUCACCAGAUCGACCAUGGUUGAUGGAACCUAGGAAGGUUCAAAAGCUACAGGAAAAGGUUUAUUUUGCACUACAGCAUGUGAUUCAGAAAAAUCACCUGGAUGAUGACACAUUAGCAAAGCUGAUCUCCAGAUUACCAACAUUAACUGCACUUUGCAACCUGCACACUGAGAAGCUCCAAGCAUUUAAGCUGUUGCACCCAGAGACAACAAACAGCCUGUUCCCUCCUCUCUACAAGGAGCUCUUUAACCCAGACUCUUCAGCCAUCCCCAAGUGACGGUGGUGGCUGACAUGUGCUACUACGCUUGGAACAAAGCUCUCUUCAGACAAAGGCACAUAAUGUGUACA
Molecule: messenger RNA, 1583 nt
Organism: Pristis pectinata (smalltooth sawfish)
Lineage: Eukaryota; Metazoa; Chordata; Chondrichthyes; Rhinopristiformes; Pristidae
Product: nuclear receptor ROR-beta-like
Biological process (GO): regulation of transcription by RNA polymerase II
Cellular component (GO): nucleus
Molecular function (GO): zinc ion binding; RNA polymerase II cis-regulatory region sequence-specific DNA binding; nuclear receptor activity
Source: RefSeq, a predicted model, not a curated record